AUGGAUUGCGAUGAGAUGUGCCCGUCACUCAAUGACACCUAUUCUUUAGCCGAUAACACACCAUUCGACACGGGCUGCUUCGAAUGCCACAUAUGUUUCGAGCUAGCCCAUGAACCGAUCGUGACCCUUUGUGGGCACCUCUAUUGUUGGCCUUGCCUCUACCAAUGGCUCCAUCUCCAUUCUCACUCUCACGAGUGUCCCGUGUGCAAGGCCAUCGUGCAAGAAGAGAAUUUAGUUCCCAUUUUCGGCCGGGGCAAAUCGAGCCGCGAUCCGAGACCCACAUCCUACCCGGGAGUCACUAUCCCGAGCAGGCCAAUGGGGCAGAGGCCUCAAACCGCGCCACGUAUGGAUAGGAAUAGUUUUGCCCUAUCGAAUGACAUGGACCCAAUCUCGGGACUUAUGCCGAUGGCGGCUGUACAAUUUGGUCACACAACCCUCUCGACUAUUUUCAGUGCCCUACCGACUAUUUUUAACCUUCAUCAGGUGAAUGGUGCUUUUCACGACGCUAAUUUUUACGGCUCGAGUUCAGGGGCGCCAUAUGUGUUCUCGAGUACAUUUCAUGGAGGUUUCAAGCUAAACAUAACCUCCUUCAGCAGUAGCAGUCCCACUUGGGUUCAUGAGCUCAUAGAUUCAGAAGGGACGAACUGGAACAAGGAGCUAGUGAUCAGCACAUUCUCCAAGCAAGAAAUUCUGCCGCAUCUCGGCUCGUUCGAACCUCUGCGUGCCGGAGGCGAGAAUAUUGCGGCACCGGAAGCCGUCCACCGUCCGUUGCUCCGCCGGAGAAGUUGCCCCGUGUCCUCCGCCACGGUCGACUCGUCCGAGUUCGACGCGAAGGUUUUCCGUCACAACUUGACGAGGAGCAAGAACUACAAUCGGAAAGGGUUUGGGCACAAGAAGGAGACUCUUGAGCAGAUGAGCCAGGAGUAUACGAGUAUGUCUAGCUGA
Striga hermonthica is the source of this 945-nucleotide messenger RNA. The record is from the annotation of a GenBank genome assembly. NCBI's taxonomy places the organism in Eukaryota, Viridiplantae, Streptophyta, Magnoliopsida, Lamiales, Orobanchaceae.